Culicoides brevitarsis is the source of this 1710-nucleotide messenger RNA. RefSeq names its product probable ATP-dependent RNA helicase DDX56. The transcript has 2 exons. The record is from RefSeq and is a predicted model, not a curated record. Gene Ontology annotation, molecular function: ATP binding; nucleic acid binding; RNA helicase activity. Bases 64 to 1671 code for a protein of 535 amino acids. NCBI's taxonomy places the organism in Eukaryota, Metazoa, Arthropoda, Insecta, Diptera, Ceratopogonidae.
GCACGUGUGAUUUGUUUUGCUCUCGCAUUUUUCCGAAAGUUUUUCCGAUAAAGUACUCGAACCAUGGAGGAAAAGGACCUAAGUUUCCAUCAAAUGGAAUUAGAUGACCGAAUCUUGAAAGGAAUUGCAAAAUUGGGAUGGUUGAAGCCCACAAAGAUUCAGGAGAAGGCAAUUCCGCUGAUUCUCGAAGGAAAAGACGUUUUGAUACGUGCAAAGACCGGAUCUGGCAAAACGGCGGCUUUUGUGGUGCCUUUAUUGCAGAAAAUCAUCAAGUCCAAACAGCAUGAGCAGGAACAGAAAGUCAGUUCGUUGAUUUUGGCGCCCACGAAGGAGUUGUGUGAUCAGAUUUUGAAGGUAACGCAAGAAUUGACCCGAAAGUGUGAAAGAACGAUCCGAGCGAUUGAUUUGUCGUCGAAACAAGACACAUCUGCCCAAAAAGUGCUUUUAUUGGAACGUCCUGACAUCAUUAUCGCCACGCCAACGAGGAUUUUGACCCAUAUCCGUCAAGAAAAUGUAUCUCUCAAGGAGUCUCUUGAGACUUUAGUCGUAGAUGAAGCGGAUUUGAUCUUUUCUUUCGGUUUUAAGAACGAUUUGAACCUUUUAUUGGAACAAUUGCCGGCUGUUUAUCAGUCUGUACUUGCUUCGGCGACGUUGAAUACCGAUGUGAACAAUCUCAAGGCAGUAAUUUUGCAUAAUCCAGUCAUUUUAAAGCUCGAAGAACCAGAUUUGCCGCCGCAAACGCAAAUAACGCAUUAUUAUUUGUAUGCCGAGGAGUUGGAAAAAGCCACAGUUUUAUUGUCACUCAUAAAAUUACACUUACUUCGCGGUAAAAACAUCAUUUACGUCAAUUCCGUGGAUCGUUGUUACAAAUUGAAGCUGUUUUUGGCCCAAUUUCGGAUACGUUGUUGCGUUCUCAACUCGGAGUUGCCCGUAAAAGUGCGUUGUCAUGCCGUAAACCAGUUCAAUCAAGGCGUUUAUGACACUUUAAUCGCUUCCGACGAGAAAUUCGUGCAAAAUCCAACCCAUGGCAAAGAUAAAAAGGACAAAAAAGACAAAGAAUCCGGCGUGGGACGAGGAAUUGACUUUUUACAAGUCUCGAAUGUCGUAAAUUUCGACUUUCCGUGCGACAUUGAGUCCUAUAUUCAUCGUGCGGGACGAACAGCACGUGCUACAAACACCGGUUGUGUCUUAUCGCUCGUCGCGGUUGCGGAAAAAGAGCAAUUUGACGCCACACAAGCACAUUUGAGGAAAAUGUACGUCGUCGAUGACGAUCCAAUUCGCCAAUUCAAGUUCAAAAUGGACGAAGUUGAGCCUUUUAAGUAUCGCAGCAUGGAUGCGUGGCGUGCAAUCACGAAACAAAUCAUCAAGGAGGCUCGUGCGUGCGAAUUAAAGAACGAAAUUUUCAAUUCCGAGAAGUUAAAGGGGUUUUUCGACGACAAUCCACGCGAUUUGCAUGUUUUACGACAUGACACAACAGUUCAACCGACACAAGUGAAUCCGCAGCUGGGAGAAGUGCCCGAAUAUAUCGUGCCGCAGUCGCUAAAACGCAUCGUUGGAGUCGUCACGAAGAAACGAGGCGCGAGAUUUAAUCAGCAACAGAAGCGAAAGUCCCGCGAUGACCCCUUGAAGGUAGCCAAAGUGGAUUUUGCCAAGAAAAAACGAAAAAUUUAGAUGAAUUUCUGUAAAUAAAUUUAAGUUUCAAUAAAAAAU